Messenger RNA from Durio zibethinus, 946 nucleotides. RefSeq lists its product as uncharacterized. Lineage: Eukaryota; Viridiplantae; Streptophyta; Magnoliopsida; Malvales; Malvaceae. The record is from RefSeq and is a predicted model, not a curated record.
CUUCCCCGCUUCUAUAAGUGUACCCCAUGCUCACGUUUUAUACCGUCCUCCUCGUUGUCUCUUUGUUUCAGUUCCUCUUGUAUUCUCUUUCUUAGGGUUAGGGUUUUCUCAAUCUCUUUCUUUUUUGCAGCAAAGGCUUUUGUUUAGUUUCUUCAAUGGCUCAGCAGGAGGUGCAGAAUGGAGGAGCGGAGAAGGCAGCGUCUGUGAAGUUCACGGCGGUGAAACCACAGCUGUUGGUGGAGGCACCGAAGGCAGUUGAUGCAGUGCAGUUCUACAAGAUCGCCUUUGGCGCUGUUGAGGCUGGCCGUACUGUUUACCCUAAGCGCAAGGCUGAGCAGGAGCUCCCUCACAUCCUCUCUGCUCAGCUUGAGCUUGCUGGCUCUACCAUUCUGGUAUCUGACAUCGCUGAUGACUCUGCUCCGGUGAAAACAGAGGGGACGGGAUGUGUUCUCUGCCUUGAGACCGAGGACGUGGAAGCUGCUGUUGCCAAGGCCGUGGGCGCUGGAGCCGUUGUGGAGGGUGAGAUAACUGAGGGCGACGGCGCGUGCUGUGGUGGUCGCGUGGGCAAGAUUAAGGAUCCCUAUGGAUACGUUUGGCUUAUCUGCUCCCCCUCCAAGAAAUGCGCAGACGUGGAAGCUUAGAUGUCGUCCAUCUUUGAAUAACUUUUGUUUGACCCUGUGCUUUAAUUUAUGUGGUGGGUGGGACCCUUAGUCAGAAAAAGGUUUCCAGGCGGUAGGGAUUCGGCGAUCAGUUGAGUUAGACUCUGGUAUUGAAUAUUUUGAUACUGCUCCAUCCUGAACCUUCGGUAAUUUUGAAGUAUAAAAUAAAAAAAAGGCUGGAUUAUCUUUUAAUCUACUGUUUCAGUUGCAGUUAAUACCGUUUUUAUUUUUAGUUCUGUGUUAGCAAGAUUCAAACUGCGUAUUUAGACCAGCAAGUUUCUGUCACG